Gaeumannomyces tritici R3-111a-1 is the source of this 3002-nucleotide messenger RNA. RefSeq lists its product as hypothetical. Gene Ontology annotation, biological process: regulation of DNA-templated transcription. The transcript has 6 exons. The coding region runs from base 367 to 2862 and encodes 831 amino acids. Gene Ontology annotation, cellular component: nucleus. NCBI's taxonomy places the organism in Eukaryota, Fungi, Ascomycota, Sordariomycetes, Magnaporthales, Magnaporthaceae. The record is from RefSeq and is a predicted model, not a curated record. Gene Ontology annotation, molecular function: transcription cis-regulatory region binding; zinc ion binding; DNA-binding transcription factor activity, RNA polymerase II-specific.
GUGCAGCCGACGCAGCUGAUGGCAUCCGCGGGCGUCUUGGAAUGCUGGCACCCUUCGUUCCUGAGACGCCGACGUGGGUCGGAGGCUUCAUGCUCGGUUCGCCCCGGGGUUUCUUAAACUGCCAAAUCCCCACGGCCACAAGGCUGCUAGCUGCCCACGCCCGCAAGAGACUGUCCGAACCCAGUCGGAGAUUUGACCACCAAUCUAGCCUCAGCUUCUGCCCCGAUCACGCCUGCUGAUGCUGUUGGAGUGUUGGCCCAUCCACAAUCUUGCCCAGCCAUCCCUUGCCAAAGCUCAUGUGGAGCUGACAACUGGAAGCGAGAAAGACACAAUUGUUCACACCUGUUCACACCUGGGCUGCCCACCAUGGAUCACUUUACUAGCCCAGGCGCCACGGCUACGGCCACGACCACAGCCACUGCCAAUGCCCCCAGCUGUGCUGGUGAUGGCAGCGCUAGCGCCACCUCCCAGGGCCCGCAGGCCAAGAUGACCUACGCCUGCGAGAGCUGUCGCGCGGCCAAGGUCAAGUGCACCUCGAGUAGACAGCCAGGCAUUUGCCGCAGAUGCUUAGAAUCAAAGCGCGAAUGCGUCUUCAAGACCGGUCCUCGUACCAGGCGGCCAAGGCUAUCCAAGCAAACAUCGGCAGCAGAGAGACCGCCACCGCCGCCAGGCCCCUCCAAAACCUUUACGAUUGACGUCCCUUUGCCCAAGGAGGAGCACCUGGAGGACCCGCUGGCCGUGCUGCGGGACUCCCACGAGGCCUACAUCGACAAGCUCAUGCCGUCGCCACCCUACGAUGGCGACUUCUUCGACGACGCAGGCAGCGACAUGGCCCACGGCGGCGCCUGGAGCAGCAGCACCCGCACCGCCGCCUCGGCCACCACGCCGUCCUCCACGGGCCACAGUGCCGCCACCACAAACGCCACCACGACCACAGGCGGCUUCUCGUCGGUGCAACCCAGCGCCGAGCCGCUCUCGCCGAUGACGCUAGGCCUCCGGCGUCCUCAGUUCAACCUCGACAGCGCCACGGCGCUGCUGGCCGCCUUCCGCCGUAGCAUGGACCCGUACUUCCCCGUCGCCGCCGUCAGCGAGCACGACACGGUGUCCAGCCUGGCCCGCGACCGCCCCUUUGUGCUGCUCGCCGUACUGGCUGCCGCCAGCGGCGCCCGCGUAGCCCUGCGCGGCGGCAGGGGUAGCCUGUACGAUGAGGAGUUCCGCAAGGUCCUUGGUCUCAAGUUUGUCGCUGGGGGGGAGCGGACCGUUGAGCUGCUGGUCGGCUUGCUGGUUUAUUGUGCCUGGUAUCCAGUUCAUCUGCGGCCGAAAAGCAAACAGGCUUCUCAGUACAUGCGCAUGGCCGUCGACCUCGUUCAGGACCUGGAACUAGACCAGCCCGAGGGCAUCGAACAGGCAGGAUUCGCUGGCGAGGAACGCCUGCAGGCCAUUAGAGCGUAUCUGUGCUGCUACUAUCUCGUCGUGGCCCGAGCCAUGGCGUACAUAGCACGACCCGCGUCACUUCAGUUCACAGCCUGGACAGCCGCGUGUUGCGAUAUCCUCGAGCGGGAGGGAACCCAAGCGAGUGACCGCGUGCUCCCGUGGCUUGUACGCAACCAGCACCUCGUCGAAGAGACGGCCAGCUUGACUGCGGCUCAGGAGAAAGGCCAGCGCUCCCAGUACCAGGUCGACACGAUGCUAAGGGGCCUUGAGGCCCAGUUCCGCGAGUGGAAGAGCCGGAUUCCCGAAGAUGUUGCCAAGACACCCGUUAUGCUUGUCUCGUCCCUCUCGACCGAGAUAUAUCUUUACAGCUCACAUCUUUGGAAGCCCUCAUUGAUGAAGGCGCAACGCCCAGGCCACGCCUUAGACCCCAACCAGGACCCCGUCAGACUGGCACUGGCCCUGCCGACCCUCCGCACGUUCCUCGAAUUCCUGGCCAGCAUCACGCGAGAAGAUACCCCACAGCCGUCGCCCAACUGGACGCAGGCCGCAUCGGAGUCGACGGCAAUGCCGCUGCAAACACCAUCGACGGCAGCACUGUUCCAAGACGGCGGCGACCCCCCGGCGGCGCCCGACGAGGAGUUUGCAAACUUCAGCACGGUUGAGUGGGCCCGCGUCGUCUUCGCCGUCGUGGUCUGCUUCCGGCUCUCGUUCGACAUGCCGACGUGCCCGCUUUGGGACGGGGCGCGCGGGCGGCGCGAGCUUGAGCUGGGGCGGUUCUUGGCCAUAAUCUCGGGCGACUGUGACGACUUCUACGACGAGAUCAUCAGCGGAGGCAGCGCUAGCAACGCCGCCGCCGUGGCCGCCAGAAUCAACCCGCAUAUGAACGUGGUGUGCGCCACCAAGCUCGUCUUCAGCGUCGUCAAGCGCAAGUUCGAGCGGCGCGUCGCCCAGCUCCCGCCCGCCGAGGUGCCGGCCGCCGCCGCGGCGUCGACGCCUGUGUCACCACCCGUAUCAUCCCCCACCGUCAUGUCCAUGUUUCUAGGCGGCUUCGGAGCCGGCAGCGCCGGUGGUGGGUUCUUUGGUGGUGGGAACGGUGUCGCUAGCGGCAACCCCCACGCGGCCAUGACGUCGGACAUGCGGGUAGGGCUGGACAAGUCGAUGCGCGGCUGCCCCAUGCUCGACGGCUCGUUUGACAAUUUCAUCCCGCUCUGGGGCGACGGCUCCGCGGCGCCGGCGGUGCCUCCCGACCAUCCCCCCAUUCCCAUGGGCAUGAUGGGCGGCAGUGUCGGUGGGGGUGUGGGGGGCCUAGGAAAUGCCAAUCCAAUGGCCGAUCUCGACAGCAGCUCGCAGGCGGCCAUAUUCCAGGACCUGUGGACGACCAUGAAUAACGAGUGGAGCUAUGGCGGGCCGGACAACAUGACCUUUUGAUGCCUUGACGUUGUUCGCGGAUACAACUGUCUCUGACAAUCAUCUGGAUACUAGUACUACUAGAUAUGCAUGCUCCAUAUACCCACUUUAUGUACCACCCCAUGUCUUUUGAAACCCGAGCCGCGCACCCACCGUAGUUU